GAGCAGAAAACCAUUUAUAUUCCGUUCCCAGGGAUAUCCAAAUACCUAAGUAUGACCGCCUAUCCCAUCAAUGAGGUAUAGCCAAUCGUUUUGGAACCCCAGUCUUCCCGCACUAUGCAAACCACGUAACCACUCGAAGACCCUUCACCCUCGCACCUCUCCGCAACCACCAAUCUCAAACCUCCCAAUCAGCUAAAAAUCCAUCCACCACCUCGAACAACAAAUUUUACCAAACGGCAACCUUCACAUAAAACGCACAAAUUCCAUCUCAGGCCGCUGCAGCAACAAUGGCCACGUUAGACCCAUCCUCCAUCCUCGCCACCCUCCAAACCUGGUACACUAACCUAACAUCCAAUCUCUCCAACUCCCUCUCUUCCCUGACACUGCGCGACUACAUCCGCCUCGUCUGGAUAAUAGGCGGCUACCUCUUCCUGCGCCCGUACAUAGAUGCGGGGUUCCGCAAGCUCCUCAACACUAACAUGGAUAAAGCCGACGCGGAGGAGAAAGAACGGGAACGAGCGGAGGUGGAGGCUGCGAAUGCGGGUUCGGCCGGCGCGAAGGCGAAGAUCUCCGCGAAUGCGCUGAGGGGCGCGCUGGGUGUGGGGAGUGAUAGUGAGGAGAACGAGGAGGAAGGAGGAGAAAACGGGACGGGAAGGGUGGUGAAGCCGUCGGGUGUGCCGCAGUGGGGGAAGAGUGCGAGGCGGAGACAGAAGAGGGUGUUGAGGCAGCUUGAGGAGGCGGGGGAGAGACUGAGGGAAGAUGAAGAUGAUAAUGAUAUUGCUGAUUUGCUGGAGGAUUGA
Molecule: messenger RNA, 800 nt
Organism: Histoplasma capsulatum G186AR
Lineage: Eukaryota; Fungi; Ascomycota; Eurotiomycetes; Onygenales; Ajellomycetaceae
Exons: 1
Coding region: 288-800 (170 amino acids)
Biological process (GO): protein transport
Source: RefSeq, a predicted model, not a curated record